Messenger RNA from Mercurialis annua (annual mercury), 3384 nucleotides. RefSeq lists its product as uncharacterized. Bases 283 to 2613 code for a protein of 776 amino acids. The transcript has 3 exons. Lineage: Eukaryota; Viridiplantae; Streptophyta; Magnoliopsida; Malpighiales; Euphorbiaceae. The record is from RefSeq and is a predicted model, not a curated record.
AGACUAGAGCCACUCUCUCCUUUUCAUUUCCAUGUCUUCUUCUCUCUUCUUUAGUCACUCACCCAUCCAUUAAAAAACUCCAAAGUCACAAUCUUUUUAAACAAUUAACAAUCAACUAACCAAACCCAGAUCGAAUUACCUCAUCCCCGGCAUGAAUACCCGCCGGAAAAUCAAACUCCGGUUACCACCCCAACCGGUGAAUGCAAAAAAUUAAUAGAAACAGCCAACAAAAACUGUCAUUUUUAAGCCUAAAGUUCUUUUUUUAUUGAUUUUAAAACAAUAAUGGCUACAACUAACUCGGCAACUACUACACCAGUGGACUCAGCAGCAGCAGCAGCAACAUCAGACGAGGUUAACGCAAAAGCUGUACACAAGAGAUACGAAGGUUUAGUAAUGGUUAGAACCAAGGCUAUUAAGGGUAAAGGCGCGUGGUAUUGGGUACACUUAGAGCCUCUCUUAGUUCAUAGCACAGACACCGGUUUACCCAAAGCAGUUAAACUCCGGUGUUCUUUAUGUGACGCUGUUUUUUCUGCUUCUAAUCCUUCAAGAACUGCUUCUGAACAUCUUAAACGUGGCACUUGUCCGAAUUUUAAUUCUUUGCCUAAACCCAUUUCUUCUAUCUCCCCUUCUAAUACCCCGCCGCCGCCGCCGCCGCUUCCCACCGUGGCUUCACCGUCGAGUGGCGGCACUUGUGGCGUGGUUGCUCCGGUUCCUUCUGUGGUAGUGCAUAAUAAUAGAAAACGUUCGGCUGGUGCAAGUUCUACUUCACCAUAUAGUUCUGUUGCUCUUAAUACUAGCUCUUAUCAAGUGAAUAAUCAGUUGGCUGUUGUUGAUCCGACAAGAUUUUCAGUUGAUUUAGCUGUGUUGCCUCAGCAUCAGCAUCAGCAGCAGCAGCAGCAUUUGAUGCUGUCUGGUGGGAAAGAUGAUUUGGAUGCCUUAGCUAUGCUGGAGAACAGUGUUAAGAAGUUGAAGUCUCCUAAAACUUCUCCUGGUCCGGCUUUGAGUAAGUCUCAGAUUGAUUGUGCUCUUGAUUAUUUAGCUGAUUGGGUUUAUGAGUCUUGUGGGUCGGUUUCUUUUUCUGCUCUUGAACAUCCUAAGUUUCGUGCAUUCUUGAACCAAGUUGGUUUGCCUGGUGUUUCAAGAAGAGAGUUUUUUGGCGGUAGGUUGGAUGUUAAGUUUGAAGAAGCUAAAGCUGAGUCUGAGGCAAGAAUUAGAGAUGCUAUGUUUUUUCAAAUUGCAUCUGAUGGUUGGAAAGUUACUAAAAGUGAGUUGAAUUUGGUAAAUUUGACUGUGAAUUUGCCUAAUGGGACUAGUUUGUAUAGAAGAGCUGUGUUUGUUAAUGGCUCGGUUCCGUGUAAGUAUGCUGAAGAGGUUUUAUGGGAGACUGUUUCAGGAAUUUGUGGGAAUUCUGUGCAGCAAUGUGUAGGUAUAGUGGCAGACAGGUUUAAGGCUAAAGCAUUAAGGAAUUUAGAGAAUCAGAAUUACUGGAUGGUUAAUCUUUCUUGUCAAUUUCAAGGGUUCAUUAGUUUGAUUAAGGAUUUCAGCAAGGAGCUUCCUUUGUUUAAAUCUGUUACUGAAAACUGCUUCAAGCUUGCAAAUUUCAUCAAUAACAAGACCCGAAUUCGAAGUUGUUUCCAUAAGUAUCAAUUGCAGGAGUAUGGACACGCGGGAUUAUUGCGAGUGCCAUUGCAUGAAUACGAGAAGAUGGAUUUUGGUCCUGUGUUUACUAUGCUAGAGGAUAUCUUGAGCUCGGCUCGAGCAUUGUCAAUGGUUUUGCUGGAUGAAUCUUAUAAGACAGUGUCCAUUGAGGAUCCAACGGCUAGGGACAUUGCUGAAAUGAUUAGCGAUGUGGGGUUUUGGAAUGAAAUGGAAUCUGUGCAUACACUAGUCAAGUUGAUCAAGGAAAUGGCUCAAGAGAUCGAAACAGAACGGCCAUUAGUCGGACAAUGCCUGCCACUUUGGGAUGAACUAAGAGCAAAAGUGAAGAGCUGGUGCUCAAAGUUCCACAUUGCAGAAGGAGUGGUGGAGAAAGUGAUAGAAAGGCGGUUCAAGAAGAAUUAUCAUCCUGCUUGGGCUGCUGCAUACAUACUUGAUCCGCUUUAUUUGCUCCCAGACACGAGUGGCAAAUACCUUCCUCCAUUCAAAUGCUUGACCGCUGAGCAGGAGAAGGACGUUGACAAGCUCAUUACCAGGCUAGUCUCUAGGGAGGAGGCUCAUAUUGCAUUAAUGGAACUAAUGAAAUGGAGAACAGAAGGGCUUGAUCCGGUGUAUGCAAGAGCUGUCCAAAUGAAAGAACGAGAUCCGAUUACUGGAAAAAUGAGAAUGGCCAAUCCGCAAAGUAGUAGGCUCGUGUGGGAGAGGUAUCUUACCGAAUUUAAAUCACUAGGAAAAGUUGCAGUUAGGCUUAUUUUCCUUCAUGCUACUGCCUGCGGAUUCAAAUGCAAUUGGUCUUUGUUGAAAUGGGUGUAUGCUAAUGGACACUCAAGAGCAGCAUUGGACAAGGCACAAAAGUUGAUAUUCGUUUCAGCUCACUCUAAACACGAAAGGCGUGAUUUUUCUAGCGAUGAAGAUAAGGAUGCAGAGCUUUUCGCAUUGGAAAAUGGAAUAUCUUAGCAGACAAGAAUUAGGAGCAGGUUUCAGUUCUAGAACUAUUCGACAAAGAUAUGGUUGGACUCGAAAGGCCACCAUAAGACGGUUGGUGACUAGUAGAAUGAGAUGCACCAUGAUUAAAGGUGGAAUGCUGUCAUAAGCAUCCAAGAAGGGGCUUGACUCGAGAAGUUAGUCGAACGAGCUGGUUGGGUGAAUGGCGAGUCAGGUUCCGAAACGUGGGUCAAGGAUCUCGGAAAGGCCUCAGAAUUCGUCUUUAUAGCUGGAGUCAUAACUGUUUAUCUAUUAUUCUUCAUCACCUCAAUCUAAAUUGCCUGGUUUUUGUGUGUUUGGAAAUGUGUAGCCCCACCAUGAAGAAGUGGAAGUCUUUUUCCAUAAUUUGGUUUCUAUUGGAGACAGAAAGAAAGAAAAGAAAUGAAGGUUUUUUUUUGCCUAUCAAAUCAUCUUUGUAGUAAUUGAGCAAUGCCUCUCCAUAAUUGCAAGAAAAAGUGUUUAAAGGACCCCAAAGCCAAUGGAAGACUGUCGGCUUGAAGACGCUCAACCUGAUUCUGCACCAAAAACGUUUAUGAAAUUCCGAAAAUUUACAUCUAUAACAUAUUCUUAUAAAAAAUAUUGUUUUGCUGUUAUAAUAUUUCUAACGUUUCCGUGUAGCAUAGUUGAUUAGAAAUUCAAUGGCGUCUGCUUAUUGAUUACUGUGAGAAAUUUUUUUAUGAUAUAUCUAAAUUGUAUUGUUGAAUUCUGAUUUGGUUUUCACUUAUUGAUAAAUCUUUUAGAAUA